Poeciliopsis prolifica (blackstripe livebearer) is the source of this 1622-nucleotide messenger RNA. Its product is annotated as dehydrogenase/reductase SDR family member 13-like. The coding region runs from base 80 to 1030 and encodes 316 amino acids. Lineage: Eukaryota; Metazoa; Chordata; Actinopteri; Cyprinodontiformes; Poeciliidae. The transcript is spliced from 5 exons. The record is from RefSeq and is a predicted model, not a curated record.
GGCUGUUUGUUGGAAUAAGAGCGAGUGAACUCUGCAACGGCUCCCACUGCUUCCUCAGUGCAACUCAAAGGCAGGAACAAUGUUUUGGAUUCUGCUGGUUCUGGGACUCGUCGUCCUCGCUUACGUUUUCCGUCAGGUUGUGGUGAUAGGAAAGAGCUGCAAGAGCAACGCAAAGCUGCAUGGGAAAACCGUGAUAGUCACCGGCAGCAACACCGGCAUAGGGAAGACCACGGCCAUAGAGCUAGCGAGAAGAGGAGCCAGAGUGAUCCUGGCCUGUCGCAGCAAGCAGAGAGGAGAAGCUGCUCUGCAGGAUGUCAAGAGGGAGAGCGGCAGUAAUCAGGUGGUGUUCAUGCAGCUGGACCUGGGUAGUCUGAAGUCGGUCCGCAGCUUUGCAGAGAACUUCCUGAAGACAGAACCCAGACUGGACAUCCUGAUCAACAACGCAGGUCUCUACAUGAUGGGCCGAACGGAGGACGGGUUCGGGAUGAUGUUUGGCGUCAACCAUCUCGGUCACUUCCUGUUAACCAGCUUGCUGCUGGACCGGCUGAAGGAGUGUGGACCCAGCAGGGUGGUGAAUGUGUCGUCGACGGCACACAACUGGGGAAGAGUCGACUUUGAUUGUCUGAACACGCACAGAGAUCUGAGAGUAGGAACGUCACAGAUAGACGGCUUUGGAAUUUACGGCGACAGUAAGCUGUGCAACGUUCUCUUCACCCAUGAACUCGCCAAGAGACUGAAGGGAACCAAGGUCACGUGUUACUCCCUCCAUCCAGGGGGCAUCAAGACUGAGCUGGCCAGGAACGCGGAGACGUCCGUUCAGAUGAUUCUGUCCUUCUUUGGAAGGUUCUUCUUCAAGACCGCGCUCCAGGGAAGCCAGACCACUCUGCACUGCGCCCUGCAGGAGGGCAUCGAACACCUCAGCGGGCGCUACUUCUCCAACUGCACCGCAAGAAACGUCUUCGCCAAGGCCAGAGACGAUGCCGCCUCAAAGAAGCUGUGGGAGAUCAGCGAGAGGUUCUGUGGCAUCUAAAGAGCGUUUAAUCCCUUUUAACUCAUGUUGUUUGAAUAAAAUCUAUUAUUUCUUAAAGAGUAUGAAUAUUAUCGACACCUGCUCCUUGUAAAAUAUCAAGAAUUGUAAGUUUAACUUACAAUUCUUGAGGCCUAUCACUGGCAAAUCGCAGAAUUCACUGUUUUGUACAUAGGAGAUCAUUUCCUUUUCUGGGUUUGGCUGCUUUUAUUGUUCAUCUAUUGCUUUUACUGAUGCUAAAAAAAUUAAAUAAAUAAACAUACAAUAAUAGCUUUAUAAAAGUUGUACUGUAAAGAAUUAAAGAGUCUCUGUUCAUGAAAUAAUUGUUCAAAUUAUGUCUGACCCUCUGAGUGUUUUGGAUUUAGAGGAAAAACGAUGUACAUUUCUAGAUUGCUAUUCAUGCCAAAUUUAGUCCAGCAGAAUUCAUGGUGAACUCUUUCAUAGCCGUUCCUGCCAGCAUGAAGUCGCAAUCAUUUAACAGUAAGCAACAUCUUGGUGAAAACGAAUCAGACAUGUCAAACAGUUUACUUCUUCUCUGACCUUAUUGGAAAUAUAUUGCAAUUAAAAGUGAAUUUCAUGCAUCUCUGAAAUCAUU